ACAACACGCCUGUUGGGCCCUUUUGUGGACUGUGUCACACUCCGCCUCUUUGUUUAUUUUGGAGGAAAAGCCACGGACCCCAAAGGCUUUUAAAAGAGCCCAGAACUGCGCCUCUGUUGGGGUCAAAGGACAGCACGGGAACGACAAAGGGAGGACUAUGUUCUCCCACUUUCUUUGGGCCGCCCUGCCAGGUCUACUGUGGGCCUCUCAUUCCAGUCUGCCGGUGGAGAGGGAGACCGCAGGCUCCAGGAUCUGCAAGCCCGCCCCGCACUGGAACAUUAGCGGCGAGGCGCCCAUGCGGGUGCUGCUGGGACGGGUGGUGGUGGUGGCUCUGCUGAAGGCCAGCUGACAGUUCUGUCUCACUCAGGCGUCCAAAAUGGGGGGCCUGCGUGACAAGCUGAGGCGCAGCAACCUGACGGAGGUGUCCUUCAUGAUAGUCAACGAGCGGGAGCCUCUGUCCAGAGCCAUGUACUGGGAGCUGAAGAGAAGAGCGCCCCCUGGUGUUGUGGUCUACCAGCAGACUCCCUUUCAGAGCGACGUGUGGGAGGCCUUGGACGGGGACAAAGAUGACUUCCUCGUCUACGACCGGUGUGGCCUGCUCACCUUCCACAUCGUGCUGCCCUACAGCUUCCUGCACUAUCCCUACGUGGAAGCAGCCAUCAGGGCCACCUACCACAAAGAUAUAUGCCACUGCUCUGCUAACAUGACCACGCCCAGCGCCGCCAGCACCACCAACGCCACGCAGCAACACCACCACCACCACAACUACACCACUGCAUCGCCCCUACUGCCACUCUAACUGCACCGUGUCUGUGUCUGUGUGUGUGUGUGUGUGUGUGUGUGUGUGUGUGUGUGUGUGUGUGU
This is a messenger RNA of Nerophis ophidion (straightnose pipefish), 864 nucleotides long. Its product is annotated as selenoprotein Pb-like. Gene Ontology annotation, biological process: selenium compound metabolic process. The transcript is spliced from 5 exons. Gene Ontology annotation, cellular component: extracellular region. Gene Ontology annotation, molecular function: selenium binding. Lineage: Eukaryota; Metazoa; Chordata; Actinopteri; Syngnathiformes; Syngnathidae. The record is from RefSeq and is a predicted model, not a curated record.